Sitodiplosis mosellana (orange wheat blossom midge) is the source of this 878-nucleotide messenger RNA. RefSeq names its product zinc finger protein 330 homolog (gene Noa36). Gene Ontology annotation, molecular function: zinc ion binding. NCBI's taxonomy places the organism in Eukaryota, Metazoa, Arthropoda, Insecta, Diptera, Cecidomyiidae. Gene Ontology annotation, cellular component: nucleus. The transcript has 2 exons. The record is from RefSeq and is a predicted model, not a curated record. The coding region runs from base 15 to 767 and encodes 250 amino acids.
AACAAAGCGUAACCAUGCCGAAGAAGAAGACGGGUCAGCGGAAAAAAGCUGAAAAGCAAAAAUUGCGACAAAAAGAAAUAAGAAGUCGCGCUGUUCCAUUGGCUGAUUUACCAUGCAAUGCAUCGAUGGAGUGUGAUAAAUGUCAGCGAAAGCAAAAAUCGCGUGCAUUUUGUUACUUUUGUCAAUCGGUGCAGCGUCUGCCGCAGUGUGCUCAGUGCGGAAAGAUGAAAUGUAUGCUGAAAACAGGCGAUUGCGUCGUUAAACAUGCUGGCGUUUUCACAACGGGAUUGGCCAUGGUUGGUGCAAUUUGUGAUUUUUGCGAAGCAUUCGUGUGUCACGGUCGAAAAUGCUUGACAUCUCACGCUUGUACCUGUCCACUGAUUGAUGCCGUGUGUAUAGAAUGCGAGCGAAGUGUCUACGAGCACGGUGGACGUAUUUUCAAUUGUUCAUUUUGUCAAACGUUCCUUUGCGAAGAUGACCAAUUUGAACAUCAAGCCAAGUGCCAAGUAUUGGAACAAGAAACAACAAAAUGCCAAUCGUGCAAUAAAUUGGGUCAAUAUUCGUGUUUGCGUUGCAAGGUGUGUUACUGCGAUGAUCAUGUAAGGCGAAAGGGUUUCAAGUACGAAAAGAAUGGACCAAUUCCAUGUCCCAAGUGCAAUUACGAAACAUCCAUAACUAAGGAGUUGAGUAUGUCGACAAGAUCGCACAAGUUUGGCCGUCAAGCUGGCGCCGAUGAUUACUACGACGAUUACGAUGAUGAUUAUUAACUGAACGUCACCAAUUUAUCGCAGCUUGAAAACAUUUCCGUUGUUGAUCUGAGGAAUCGAAAAACAUAUACAUAAAAGUUGAAUAAAACCAAUGUUCCAUUCACUCAAUAA